Molecule: messenger RNA, 778 nt
Organism: Mizuhopecten yessoensis (Yesso scallop)
Lineage: Eukaryota; Metazoa; Mollusca; Bivalvia; Pectinida; Pectinidae
Exons: 2
Source: RefSeq, a predicted model, not a curated record
UGUUCCACCAGAAUGACGUGGAUAGGAAAGGAAGUCUUCAAAGGAGAGCACAUGUAUUCCACCAGAAGGGCUGGGACAGAAAAGGAAGUGAACAUGUAUUUUACCAAUAUAUUCCAACUUACAAGAAAUGUUUAUGUAAUUCAAUUGUUUGAUGGAAAAGAUGGUGUGGAGGCGUGGGCCAAAGAACAACUUUUCUGCAGCACACCAGUAUUGGACCACAAAUGCUCAAGGACAAACUCCGAGAACAAAAAAAGAAAAAAGCAGCUAAAUACACCAAGGAAGCUUCUUCAGAAAAAUCCCUGGGAAACAUGGCGAACAAAAGAAACCGAACACAUGUUUGGAAAGAAAAAAAUAGUUCAGAAACAAGCAAAGGACAUUUCACAACGAAAUCUCAGAAAAUAUCCCGGGAAACUGACUACAGAACAAAGAUAUAAAGUUCAAAGAGACGUUGUAGGACAAAUCAUUGGGCGGCCCUGGCAAGAUUAUAAGAGGAGACCGGGUGGUAAACCUUCUUUACCCAAUUUGUCACGUGUUCUAAAACCCAGAAAUGAGCAGGCUAAGCAGGAUGCUCAACACAGACCUCAGCAGCCUACACAACCUGAGGUUCAACAGACUUCUCAACUUCAACAGGGUGGACAUGCUGAUCAACUCUUACCUGAACAGUCUGAGCAGGAUUCCGAAUCCAUAGACCAACAUACAACCCAUUUUGGUGCUGUUCAUCAUGACAUGUCACAGACUGAACAGGCUGCUGGGGAACGUGAAGCAUACAGUGCUGAUU